CAAGUUAUGUAUUGAACAAAAUGAAAUUUUGAACAUUUUUUGAUGUUUUUCUGUAGUUUUAUUCAAUUUAAAUAACGUUUCAAGAAUGCUAUCCUCUGUACAUCUUGUCGGUGAAGAGGAAGACGAUAUUUAUGGCGGAUUCAACGAAUACAAUCCUGCAUUUGACGUGGAGAACCUUGAGGAAGAUGAAGGUUUUCAACAGGCUGUAAAGACCAGUCAUGGUCAAAGACCUGGUGUUAAAACUGGUGCGGCAGGAUUGAGAAUUGGAACAGCAUCAGGAAACCGUGGUCCUGGUUCUUCGAUGGGGAGACCAACAACUGGUUUUGCACUGGAUGCGAAUCAAGCAAGACCUAUGACGGCUGUGCGAGGGGCUGGUUACUCUUCAGCUGGCAACAGAGCUCCAGCUGGAGGAGCAUUCGAUCCAUUCAAUCAAGGCACAAAGGGACCUGCUCCACCUCUUGAGAAGAAGGCAGAAGAUAGUCCCGAGGAAAAGAUCAAACAAAUGGAAAAGAAAGUGAACGAAUUAAUUGAAGAGAGUUGCGUCGCAUGUAGUAGAGGAGAAAUGGAACUGGCUUUGGAAAAAGCCAAAGAAGCUGGGAGGAAAGAGAGAGCGUUGUGUCGUCAACGAGAACAGACAGCUGUGUCAGAGCAAAUAAAUUUAGAUCUCACAUACUCAGUGUUAUUCAACCUUGCCGAUAUGUAUCAUAAAAGUCAAAUGUAUUCUGAGGCUCUGAACACUUACCAAGUGAUUGUCAAGAACAAAAUGUUUAGCAAUGCAGGCAGGCUUCGUGUGAACAUGGGUAAUAUCUACUUUGAGCAAGGCAAGCUACCACAGGCAAUUAAACAUUACAGAAUGGCAUUGGAUCAGGUGCCGAUAACACACAAAGAAAUGAGAAUAAAAAUCAUGCAGAAUAUUGGGAUAGCUUUUGUCGAGCUGAAGCAGUAUGCUGAUGCUGUAACAUCAUUUGAACAAGUUAUGAGUGACAGUCCAUCACUAAGUUGUGCAAUGAAUCUGAUAUUGUGUUAUUACGCACUUGGAGAUCGCGAGAAAAUGAAGAAGACAUUUCAAAAGAUGUUGCAGAUUGAGCUGAGCUUAGAUGAUGACGAGAAAUACGCAACAAACGAGGAUGAUCCACAACAUGCCCUAGUUUUGGAAAUUAUCAGAAAUGACAAAUUACGUCAACUUGAAAGAGAAAGAAAAUCCAAGGCUGAGAGGUUUAUUACCUCAUGUGCAAAACUAAUUGCUCCUGCUAUCGAGACGUCCUUUGCUGCAGGCUUCGACUGGUGCAUUGAAUGUGUGAAGGCGUCACCCUAUCUUGAACUUGCCAAUGAACUGGAAAUCACCAAAGCCAUCACUUAUUUGAAGGAAAAAGACUUCAAUAAGGCUGUUGAAACUUUGAAAGGAUUUGAAAAAAAAGAUUCAAAAAUGCAGUCCACAGCCGCAACAAAUUUAUCGUUUAUGUACUUCUUGCAAGGAGAGCAGUCGCAAGCGGAGAAAUAUGCGGAAUUAGCGAUCAGCGUGGACAGAUAUAAUCCAUUAGGUUUAGUCAAUCGCGGUAAUUGUUACUAUAGCCAAGGUGAUCUUGAAAAAGCGAGGGAGCACUACCAAGAAGCUCUGAACAUCGAAGCCUCGUGUACCGAUGCUUUGUACAAUAUAGGUUUGGUUUCUAAGAAAAUGGAGAACUACGAAGAGGCAUUAGAUUGUUUCCUAAAAUUGCACGCGAUUCUACGAAAUAAUCCUCAGGUUAUAUGGCAGUUGGCGAAUAUAUAUGAAAUACUUAACGAUGCUGAUCAGGCAACUGAAUGGUACAUGCAGUUGGUGUCGCUUGUUCCAACCGAUCCAGCAGCUUUAUCAAAACUGGGCGAAAUAUACGAUGGUCUUCAAGAUAAAUCCCAGGCGUUUCAAUAUCAUUACGAGGCCUACCGAUACUUUCCGUCGAGUAUCGACGUUAUUUCCUGGCUCGGUGCUUAUUAUAUUGACUCGCAGUUCUGCGAGAAAGCAAUUCAGUAUUUUGAAAGAGCCUCAAUGAUACAACCGAACGAGGUGAAAUGGCAAUUGAUGAUCGCCAGCUGUUAUCGAAGGAGUGGCAACUACCAGCAGGCCUUAGAUACGUACAAGUCCAUACACGGAAAGUUCCCGGAGAAUAUUGAAUGUUUAAAGUUCCUCGUACGCAUCUGUACAGAUCUUGGUUUGAAAGAAGUUCAGGAAUACGCCCAGAAACUUAUGAAAGCUGAAAAAGCGAAAGAAUUGAAAGAACAGCGCGUGCUCAGUGGUGGACGAGCAAACAGAAGGCCUGGGACUUCCUCGCGACAAAACAGCGCAAACGGAGAUGCAAAUCGUGUGAACAGCGGAAGAGAAAGAAGCGCUAAGAAUCGUGUUAGCAGUGGUUCAAGAGGAGUUAAACCUCGUUCAACCGUAGCUGAUGAUGUGGACGAACCAUUUACCAUGUCUUCUCAGAAGAAUAUAGACGCCUCGUACUCAGAUCCUCUGGGAGACGCUCCAGCUCGACCAAAAACAGCAGCGAGACGAAAUCAACAAGCCGUUGAAGAUGAAUUUGGCGAUGAAGAAUUAGGAGAUGAUCUACUCCCUGAUUAGGAUAUGAUCUACUCCCUGAUUAGAAGAUGAUCAACUUCCUGAUUAGGAGAUGAUCUACUCCCUGAUUAGGAGAUGAUCUACCCCCCGAUUAGGAGAUGAUAUACUCCCUGAUUAGGAGAUGAUCUACUCCCUGAUUAGGAGAUGUCUACUCCUGAUUAGGAGAUGAUCUAAUGUGUCUGAUGUAUCUGUAAAUAUUGUAGAUAUUAAGUUAUACAACUAAAUUUGAAGUAAUAUAAAUAAAUCUGAAG
Dendronephthya gigantea is the source of this 2844-nucleotide messenger RNA. Its product is annotated as intraflagellar transport protein 88 homolog. Gene Ontology annotation, molecular function: kinesin binding. Gene Ontology annotation, cellular component: non-motile cilium; ciliary basal body; ciliary base. Lineage: Eukaryota; Metazoa; Cnidaria; Anthozoa; Malacalcyonacea; Nephtheidae. The record is from RefSeq and is a predicted model, not a curated record. The coding region runs from base 86 to 2596 and encodes 836 amino acids. The transcript is spliced from 26 exons. Gene Ontology annotation, biological process: intraciliary transport; non-motile cilium assembly.